UUGGAGACGGACAACGGCAGACAGUGCGCGAGUUUUGCUCUCGUAUCUUUUAAUGGCGGUAUUUUGAGUGGAAAUCGGACGCUCUCUCUUUUAAUUUUUGCUUAUUGCUGGACUGUUCAGUGAUUGUCGCUGUCGUCUCUUCUGUGUAGCGGAAAUAAAAAGGUUUUUCUUGUGGAAGUCGGUGCCCGAAAAAGUUCAUUUUACUAGUUUUCAUUAGUGCAAAACUUUCCUAACCAAUCGGUGGAAGAAUUUUAGUGCUGGCAAUUAAUCUGCAAGCUGCAAAACCAAGUGUAAUUGCAAGAAGGGUUUUCCAGGAUAGCUCUGAAAUAGAAUUUACCGAGUUCUUUUCCGAUCUUGCCAGAGACUCUUGAAAAACAGUAUGAGUGAUAUAAGGGCAGCUUUUGCUGCUCAACAGAAUGGCGCCGGGAAAGCCCCCGUCACUCAGAGCCCCAAAAUUGGAGGAAAAUCCAUCGAGAAGAUCUACCAGAAGAAAUCGCAACUGGAGCAUAUUCUGCUACGUCCGGACACUUACAUUGGUUCAGUGGAGCAGUUGAAGGAAACAAUGUGGGUGUAUGAUACAGAGGCGAAUAAGAUGGUCCAACGAGAAAUCACUUUCGUCCCGGGUCUGUACAAGAUUUUUGACGAAAUCCUGGUUAAUGCGGCAGACAACAAGCAACGGGAUGCGAAAAUGAGUGCGAUCAAGAUUGAAAUCAACCAAGAGACCAACACAAUCUCGAUCUGGAACAAUGGUCAGGGUAUUCCAGUGGUGAUGCACAAGGAGGAAAAGAUGUAUGUACCGACCAUGAUAUUUGGACAUCUUCUGACUUCCUCUAAUUACAACGAUGAAGAGGAAAAAGUUACCGGUGGUAGAAACGGCUACGGAGCUAAAUUGUGUAACAUCUUCAGUACUAAGUUCACGGUAGAAACUGCCACCCGGCAGUACAAAAAAUGCUUUAAGCAAACCUGGGGAGACAACAUGAGCAAGGCUACCGAGCCAAAGAUAAAGGACGAUUAUACUGGAGAUGAUUACACCAAGAUUACGUUUAGUCCGGAUUUGAAGAAGUUCAAAAUGGAGAAACUAGAUGAUGAUAUUGUUGGGUUGCUCUCACGUCGUGCAUUUGAUGUGGCAGCAUCAACGCGUGGUGUCAGUGUUUUCUUAAACGGAAAGAAACUUCCGGUGAAGUCCUUCAAGGACUAUAUCGAUUUGUACCUCAAGGAUCAACAGGAUGAUAUCGGUGGAUCAGUGAAGGUUUGCUACGAAAAUGUGAAUGAACGUUGGGAAGUUGCAGUUACUCUAUCCGAUAGAGGUUUCCAGCAGGUUUCGUUCGUGAAUUCGAUCGCUACAACUAAGGGUGGUCGCCACGUGGAUUAUGUCACUGAUAUGAUUGUCAAGCAGCUGAUUGAGGUGCUGAAGAAAAAGAAUAAGGGAGGUGUUAGCAUCAAACCUUUCCAAGUAAAGAACCAUAUGUGGGUUUUCAUUAAUUGUUUGAUUGUCAACCCGACGUUUGAUUCGCAAACAAAGGAAAACAUGACCUUGCAAAGUAAGAGUUUCGGAUCCAAGUGCGUUCUGCCGGAAAAGUUUAUCAAUUCAAUUGCAAAGAGUGGAAUCGUUGAAUCCGUCCUGCAAUGGGCAAAGUUCAAGGCACAAACGGAAUUGAGCAAAACUUCUGGUUCGAAGAAAUCCAAAAUUAAGGGUGUUCCUAAGCUCGAAGAUGCUAACGACGCUGGUACGAAAAAUUCACUUAAUUGUACACUUAUCCUCACUGAGGGAGAUUCAGCCAAAACAUUGGCGGUUUCGGGUUUGGGAGUAGUCGGUCGUGACACCUAUGGGGUAUUUCCGCUUCGUGGUAAACUGCUGAACGUACGUGAAGCGACCCAUAAACAAAUUUUAGAGAAUGCUGAAAUUAACAAUCUCAUCAAGAUUAUUGGCUUGCAGUACAAGAAAAAGUAUCUUACGAUUGACGAUUUGAAGACCCUGCGUUACGGCAAGGUUAUGAUUAUGACCGAUCAAGAUCAGGACGGGUCCCACAUUAAGGGUCUUUUAAUCAAUUUUAUCCAUACUAAUUGGCCGGAGUUGUUGAGACUACCCUUCCUUGAGGAGUUCAUUACGCCGAUUGUAAAAGCCACGAAGAAAAAUGGGGAAGAAUUGUCAUUCUUCUCGUUACCGGAAUUUGAAGAAUGGAAAUCUGAAACGGCCAAUGCUCAUACUUAUAAUAUCAAAUACUAUAAGGGUUUGGGUACGUCAACUUCUAAGGAGGCGAAAGAAUAUUUUCAAAAUAUGGAACGCCAUCGGAUUCUGUUCAAGUAUGAUAACAGCACAGAUGACGAUGCAAUUACAAUGGCAUUCGCUAAAAAGUGCAUUGACCAGCGUAAGGAAUGGCUUACAGGCCAUAUGGAGGAGAAUCGUCACCGUAAGCAAGUUGGUCUCCCAGAACGCUAUCUGUACACUAAAACUACACGAGCUAUCAGUUACAAGGAGUUCAUCAACCUGGAGUUGGUACUAUUCUCCAAUUCGGAUAACGUUCGAUCAAUUCCGUGCAUGGUGGAUGGAUUGAAGCCCGGUCAGCGUAAAGUUAUGUUCACCUGCUUCAAACGUAACGACAAACGUGAGGUCAAGGUUGCGCAGUUAGCUGGAUCUGUUGCAGAACAAUCCGCUUACCAUCAUGGUGAACAGUCGCUGUGUGGAACGAUUGUAAAUUUGGCACAAAACUUCGUCGGCAGCAACAAUAUCAAUCUCCUAUACCCAGGCGGUCAAUUUGGUACUCGUCUGUGUGGUGGCAAGGACAGUGCUAGUCCACGUUACAUUUUCACAAUGAUGUCUCCAUUAACACGACUUAUUUUCCAUCCGCUGGACGAUCCAUUGCUUGAGGCGCAGUACGAAGAUAAUCAGAAAAUUGAACCUACCUGGUAUCUACCGAUUAUUCCUAUGGUGUUAGUCAAUGGAAGUGAAGGUAUUGGUACUGGUUGGUCAACCAAAAUUCCUAACCACAAUCCGCGCGACUUGAUCGCCAAUGUGCGUCGUGUGCUCAACGGAGAUGAGCCAAAAAUUGUACACCCAUGGUACAAAAACUUCCGUGGAACCAUCGAGGCUGUCGGUCAUCAGCGGUAUCUUACUGUUGGUAACGUGGCUCUGCUAGACAAUCAAAAGAUUGAAAUAUCUGAAUUGCCCAUCGGUACCUGGACCCAGACGUACAAAGAAAAUAUACUGGAACCUCUACUGCACGGUUCAGACAAGCAGAAGGCAGUUAUCACUGACUACAAGGAAUACAACACGGAUACAACAGUUCGGUUUGUGAUUUCUUUCUUGCCAGGAGAAUACGACAAGCUGUACGCGGAGGAAGGUGGGUUCCAUAGAGUUUUCAAACUGACCUCUUCCAUUGCAACAUCCAGUAUGCACGCAUUUGAUGAUAAAAACUACUUGAAACGGUAUGAACAUGCCAACGAUAUUUUCAACGAAUAUUAUAAACUUCGACUUGAAUACUACGGUAAGCGUAAGGCGUAUCUGGAAGGAAUGUUGCAAGCCGAAGCUGACCGAUUAACGGACCAGGCUCGUUUCAUUGUGGAGAAAUGUGACCGAACAUUAGUUGUCGAAAAUAAGAAACGUAAGGUGAUGAUAGAUGAACUGAUCAAGCGCGGUUAUAGACCAGAUCCCGUCAAAGAAUGGAAGCGCAAUGUCGCAAAAGAGGAGGAAGAAGAAGUAGAGGAGCCUGAACAAGAAGAAGAAGAGGUCGUGAAACCCGGAAAGCCUAAGAAGCUCGUUGAUCCGGAAAAAGCCUUCCAGAAGCUAACAGAUGUGAAGAAGUUCGACUAUCUACUUGGAAUGUCUAUGUGGAUGUUGACCGACGAAAGAAAGAACGAACUACUGAAGCAGCGAGACCACAAACUGUCCGAGUUAGCUGCGCUGAAAAACAAAACUAAGGAGAUUUUAUGGCUGGAUGAUUUGGACGCACUUUCAAAGAAGCUGGACGAGGUGGAAGAAAAGGAAAGGUUAGAUGCUAUCAACACGGAGAAGAAAUUGAAGAGUGGCGGAACGGCUAAAGCAGGUGGUCGCGGCGGAGUUAAGUCUUUCGGAAAGAAAUCGGCAAUCGAUGACACGAAACCUAGUGAAAUUGGCGAGGAAAUCAAGUUCAAACUUACGGAUGACCUUAUCAAGAAAUACGAAAAAGCCGCUGCUCUUAGUACCGGAGCGACAAGAGUGAAAAAAGAGAAAAAAGAACCGGGCGAGGGUGGAGUUGAAGAUGAGUUUGAUGCGCUAGUUGAGGGCAAAAAACCAAAAGUAAAGAGAGAACCAAAAGCACCCAAAGAACCAAAGGUUAAAAAAGAAAAGAAAGAAAAAGAUGGAUUGAAACAAGCGAAACUAAACUUCGCUGGAAAGGGAGCCGGUAGAGGAAGAAAGAAGAAGGUCGCAGAUUCUGAUGAAGAAGAUAUAGAUCUUUCUGACGUCAGUGACGACUUUGGAGCAUCGGUGAACGUUCCAACUCGUGAAAAAACUGAAAGGCGAGCAGCUUCAAAGAAAAUAAACUACUCGUUCAAUGAUGAAGACGAGGAUGACAACUUUGAUAAGUCGGACGACGAAAUGUUCGAUAACAAUCCAGAAAAACGACACGGUGAUGACGGUCCGGCCACUACUGGUACAUUAGAAGAUGAAAGUUUCUUCGAGGCGGACCAAGAGGUAGUUGAUUUGGACAGCGAAGAUUCCCCGGUGAAAGCCAAAAAGCCUGCCGCCAAGCGAAAAUUGGGUCCCAAGAGUGACACUGCUAAAGCGCCAGCUACUAAACGUGGUCGUAAAAAAGACAGCACAGGUAGCAGCGACGAAGAUAAGCCCAAAAAGAAACCUAAAAAGAAGGCUCCCGUUGAAUCAGAUGAAAGUGAACCCAACUACGAUGAUUCCGAUUCCGAUUUUGCGUAAGCCCAGUUAUGUAUAAGCACAUAUUUGUAAAUCAUUUUCUAAGCAUCCGAAAGGUAAAUAGCUUCCCGCAUCCUUCGGGUCAGCGCGAACGUAGUCUUUGUGUGGCAACCAUUUAGAUAACUAAGCUAAUUUGAUCUGUCCUAUUUGUUUCCGAACGUGAACAACAACUAAAAUGUAUUGGAAUGUGAAGCCGAAAUGAUCUGCUUCAAUAUCGGAAACACAGAUAAUGAAGGAUCUGAUGUUAUCGUUUAACAUUAUUGAUUAUUCUACCCUUCAACAGGAACAAAUCACUUUUUAUGACAGUAGAAAUGUAACUUAUUACUAUGAACGACUAGAAUGUAGAUGUAUUCACCCACGCAUUAAAGUAAGUAAUUUAUACAUUCACCUGUACAACUUGUUUUUUACAAUUUGAAACAUAAUACUAUCUACUGUGUGAAGAGUAAAAAAUAUGUGGCUCAUAUUUGUGUGAAUGUUUGCGUGAGCGUAAUAUUUUGACAAAAAUAAUCUGUACAAGCAUUUAAUGUUGUAUGAAAAAUAACAAACAUUGGUUUUAGAAUUGAUGAACACAAAUUAAACUAUUAUGCAUACUGUUAAAUUUAAUACAGUUAUAUCAUUUCUGGUAAAUUGCCCCGAUGAAGUAAUACGCGCCUGAAGUUGUGAUGUUUGAUGAGCAAAAAAAAGGAACGAGUGUGAAAACUAUCGUAUUUCUGCUGUACCGUUUUAUUUUACCUUUAAAGGGAAUUGUUUUAAGCCUUUUUCGUAACAAGAAUUGUAGAUAACAAUGUA
Wyeomyia smithii (pitcher-plant mosquito) is the source of this 5695-nucleotide messenger RNA. RefSeq names its product DNA topoisomerase 2 (gene Top2). Gene Ontology annotation, molecular function: ATP binding; DNA topoisomerase type II (double strand cut, ATP-hydrolyzing) activity; DNA binding. NCBI's taxonomy places the organism in Eukaryota, Metazoa, Arthropoda, Insecta, Diptera, Culicidae. Gene Ontology annotation, biological process: sister chromatid segregation; DNA topological change; resolution of meiotic recombination intermediates. Gene Ontology annotation, cellular component: nucleus. The transcript is spliced from 6 exons. The record is from RefSeq and is a predicted model, not a curated record. The coding region runs from base 380 to 4909 and encodes 1509 amino acids.